Molecule: messenger RNA, 1695 nt
Organism: Aphanomyces invadans
Lineage: Eukaryota; Oomycota; Saprolegniomycetes; Saprolegniales; Verrucalvaceae
Exons: 1
Coding region: 7-1605 (532 amino acids)
Source: RefSeq, a predicted model, not a curated record
CCCAAGAUGGGUCGAGAGAGCACGACGGAGGAUCCUCCUGUGACCAAGAUCCUUCAACAAGAUGCGUCGAGCGAAGGUCAGCCCAAAGCUGGAGACACUACGCAUGCUGAAGAGACAAAACCCUCGCCCAAAACACAAGCUAUGAAAAUCGCCGAGAAAGCCACAGUCAUGGCUGCUGAUACCACCUCUGUGAGAAAUCCAAUGCAUUCGCUUGCAUUUCGUGUCGAAGAAACAACUGCGAAUGAAGACCGCCUUCGCCACUCGGACGACCUUUUGGUCGAGCGUAAGAAGCUGCCUGUCAUUGCAAAGCCACUUGCCGUGGUCUCUUUCGAUUCCUCCACAAGAGUCGCAAGUGAAGUUUCCAACGGAAUCAGCGAGACAAUAGCUAAAUCUACAGCGUGCAAGGCUACAAUUGCUGUUGCUAUUGCUCGAUCGACCUCCAUCAACGUGUCCACUGCAUCCAAAAAGCCCCCGUCUGCGUCGUCCAAACUCGAUGCCGCCAGGAUGAAGACACUCGUAUCUUUUCGCAUGCGUGCGACAGCUGCGUUUGUCCGCUUCCUUCGAACGUCAGGACUUGACUUGGGCAACGUGCAAGCGCUUCUAUCGCAAUUCUACCAGGUCCAUCCAGAAUUCAAGAGCAGCAAGCUAAACGAGGAUCGUCUCCAACGGUACUCCAAGGGCCUCAUCACAGUGUCGGCCAAAGUGCUGACCGUCCAUCCCCUCGACAAUGUUCCAACUGGCACGUAUUGCGUUCGGGACGUUAAGGACGCGGAUUUCUCGUUUACGUUUGUGUUUUGGCUACGGUUUUGCGCCUUUUUCGUGUCCAAUUACUCCAAGCUGGAGUGCUCCUUCACCACGGCCACCAAAGCUUUUGGCGCCCAGUUCGGUAUCGAGUGGCAGGGCUCGCCCGUGAUGAAGUCCAUGCUGGCAUUCUACUGCUGUCGGGUGUUGCACAUCGACGGCCCGACGCCGACGCAAAUCAUGCUGCGUUUGCGAAGGGACGCGUCCCACGAACUGAAACGGUUGGUGUCGAUGUUGUUUCUCGUGUGGUUGUUCAAGCACUUCCCCAAUGAGAACAGUUUGCCGUGGGUUGAUACGUGCAAUCGCUUUCGGCGUAAGUACCACCUGCAGCGGCAAAAGAUGAGCCACUUUGACUUGUUUGGGUUUCCCUGGAUGCGCCAUCACAACAUCGUCAUGGACAAAUCCGAAGCUGUGUGGAGGAUUCAGUGUUCGACUCCGCAGCAACGCCUUACUUUGCUUCACUUGUAUUCAAAGCACAUGAAACUCACAGAAGACACUCAAGUUCCGCUCCUUGAAGACAUGUCCAUGCUGUUUGCCCAUGCUCUUCUUGAAGACAGUCCUACUUGCAUACCAUCCAUGCCAGUCGUCCAAAGGAUGGUGCCCUCGCAGCGCUCAGGUGAAGACGAUGCAAUGCCAAACCAACCCCUCGCACCACGUCAGCCGCCCAAAAAACGCGCGAAUUCUGAGGCCAACCACGUAGAUGGCAACGUCAAGCGACCCAAACUCGAUCCCUUGGAUACGAAAUCCGAACUGUUUCAGCGGCAUUCGUACUUGACGCUUGUUGAUCAUGUCCAUGAAAUCUAGCCUUGAAUUUCACUCUUCUUGCUUUGUUAAUUGCAGUCUCCCCAAUCCAAUCGUGUUCAAGUAAUGGCCAAGCAAGUCGAGAAUAUCCGA